Molecule: messenger RNA, 1392 nt
Organism: Colletotrichum chrysophilum
Lineage: Eukaryota; Fungi; Ascomycota; Sordariomycetes; Glomerellales; Glomerellaceae
Exons: 5
Coding region: 1-1392 (463 amino acids)
Biological process (GO): amino acid metabolic process; biosynthetic process
Molecular function (GO): pyridoxal phosphate binding; transaminase activity
Source: RefSeq, a predicted model, not a curated record
AUGUCAACCAGUCACGCAUUGCCGCCGUCACGCCGGGGAAGACGGAAUGUCCAGCCGGAUCUGAUGAUCGAUCUCAGCCGGAGGGUGGAACAAGAUCAAUAUCAUCCGUCAAAGAACCCAAAGGGAAUCAUUGACCUCGGCUCUGCUGUCAACGAGCUGAUGUUGGAAGACAUUGCCAUCUGGACCAGGUGGAAUUUGAAGAAGGGCGAACUGAAAGAUGGUCUCGGAUACAAUGAUACCCAAGGCUCCCCCGAGCUCCUUAAAGCCGCCGCCGACUUCAUGAACGAGCACUUCAAUACCCGCAUCCCAUUGACUUCGGACAACAUCCUUGUAGCAAACGGAGCUACGACAUUGCUAGACACAUUGACCUACAACAUCGCUGAUGAGGGUGACUCGAUAUUGCUUCCAACACCUAGCUACGGCAUGUUCGCCCACGAUAUCUCCACAAGGAACCAAGUGCGGCUUGUCGAAGUCCCAUGCGAUGACAUACCUGAUGAUCGGUUCACGGGACAACCCACAGGUAAUGGUGACGGAGCUCGCCAAUGCGAGAUUGUGGCCCGUCUGGAAGAUGCAAUCGAGCGAGAGUUGAGUCAAGGGCGCAAGGUUGCCGGCGUUCUGCUUGCGAACCCAGAGAACCCUUUGGGUCGGUGUUAUUCCGCAUAUGUUCUCUUGCAAAUAUCGCAACUAUGUUCCAAGUACAAAGUGCAUCUUGUUGUCGACGAGAUAUACGCCAUGACCGGAGACAACUUUUCAAGCAUGUUGAGUCUAGGCCUGGACACGAACUUCAGAAACGUGCACGUCCUGUGGGGGAUGAGCAAAGACUUUGGACUUGGCGGUCUCAGAAUUGGGUUCCUUGCCACGUACAACCAGGAGAUUCACGAUACCAUGCGAACUUUAAGCAUGUUUGGCUGGGUCUCAUCGUACAGCGCGACGAUUGCGGCAAAGCUGCUGUCGGACAAGAAGUACUUCAGAGACCAUUACACGCCAACGUUCAACCGCCGACUCAAGAAGAGGCGAAUCCUUGUCGAGGGCGAGCUUGAGAAGUAUGACAUUCCAUACAUGAGGGCCGACUCAGGGUUCUUCAUGUUCGUCGAUCUCUCCGACUGGAUGGACUUGCUGUUCGCACAACACGGCAAGGAUGACGAGUUGGAGCUCUUAGAGCACCUGAUGGAGAACGGAGUAUUCCUGGAACCCGGAAAGGCAUUCUUCGCCAGAACCCCAGGGUGGUUCCGCCUGAGCUUCGGCGCGGAGAAACACACAGUCAAGACCGGUCUCCAGAGGCUGUUCCGCUGCUUGCGGGCGCUGGACGGGAAACUAGAUCCAUUGGGCGUUGCAGAUCUCACACCGUACCUCCCACCUUACCGCCAAAUGGCGCACAUAGUCGCCGUGUAA